CAUUCGCUUCUAAUCUGCCUGGCCUAGUAUGUUGGUCUGCUCGUUCACUCGCGCCGUAGCAUAUCAAAACACCGCACAACCGUGCUGUUUAAGCGGGGGAAGACCUUCUCUCUUUGACUGUUCGCGAAAGCGCGUAAAGCCUGUUCCUAUGGCUAAGUGAUAGACUAGCGACCUGGCGAUCUAGGUAUGGGCUGCGCAUCUAGCUCCGCGGCAGCGGCCGAGGAGGACCGGGCCACCUUCGAUGGGGUCGCCGGUGGACCAAACAAGCCCACGAAACAGUACAUGCGGCCAAAGUGGAAAACACAGGAGCCUAUGACCGCGUCGCAGCUGAAGAAGAAGCGCGAGGAGUUCUGGGACACCCAGCCGUACUACGGAGGUGACAGAGUUAUCUGGGACGCCCUGAAGGCAGCGUGCGAGGCUGACCAGGAAACUUGCAAGCUAAUCAUCGAAAGUGCUGGGAUCAUCGUGGCGGCUCCGGACAUGACCAUCUGCUACGACGAGCGCGGCGCCAAGUACGAGCUACCCAAGUAUGUUUUGGCAGAGCCGGUCAACCUGACAAAGGACGAAUGAGCGUUUGUAGUAUGUGGAUGGAGCAAACCAAAUUACAGCACUGGCUGGGGCGCAUCUUCCGUUGGCCACGGUGCUCCGCCACCGCUGCUUUUGCACUGACUGGGGGUAUUACAGCGCGAGAGUAUGGAGGUAUCCACGUGGCGGAAACACAACCACAAAGGGGACGGAGGUCAAGCAGGAAUUGCAGAUCAAGUACAUGCAUAACGGUUGGUUGAGAGUUUGGGACUGAACAGGACUCAGUGUGACGCGGACAUGAACACUAGGUGGCUACGUGGUCGUGAUACUGAUAUCCGGCGUCAGCGUUGGGUGGAUGGGGCCCGAUAUGACGUGGGCUUACGCAAUAGGAGCGUAGGGCCUCCCUCUCCAACUGAUGAAUGACAAACUGUAUGCAUGUUUCAACGGCAUAUGCGACAAUGCUGGGUAGAUGCAAGGAUGAGAGGCUGCGGUGGGAUUCCUUCUAGGCGCAUGCUCUGCUUCCCCGCUGCAGGGAUAUGUCACAAUGGUGGGAGGGUCGUCGAAGCUGUGCAGUUUAUAGUGGAGCCCAUAUCCCUAUGGCACAUUGGCACGACAUGUGUGCACCGGAUGAGGCAGAGGCAGGGCAGCCCCUGGGCUAAGGUCAUUUGAACGCCGUCUGUGAGGACAGGAGCAAAGCGCCGUUGAUAUGGCUUGAGCACAACCAGCGACCUAGGUACUGGUACGGGCUGUGCAUGUAGCUCCGCAGCGGCGGUCCAGCGGCCUAAGAGGACUUUCAAUGGGUUCCGUGCUGGAGUGGCGAUGGCGAAGCCCACGCAACAAAGUUGAGGACUAAAUGACAGCGUGCUU
This is a messenger RNA of Chlamydomonas reinhardtii, 1392 nucleotides long. RefSeq lists its product as uncharacterized. The record is from RefSeq and is a predicted model, not a curated record. NCBI's taxonomy places the organism in Eukaryota, Viridiplantae, Chlorophyta, Chlorophyceae, Chlamydomonadales, Chlamydomonadaceae. The coding region runs from base 187 to 570 and encodes 127 amino acids. The transcript has 4 exons.